AUGGAUCCAAAUCAAUAUACUUUACAACACAUUUCUCGAGAGGUUAAAAAACUCCGUCUAAAUUAUAUUUCUAAUAACUAUGAACUGAUAAAGAAUCGUUAUAAUAAUUUUUCUAAAGAGUUUGAAGAUUUAAAUGUUUUCCACCAAAGUUCCAGUGAACUUAAGGAAAUAGAACGAAUUUCUAAUUUCAUUAAACAACAUCAAGAACUUGUGGUUUCCAACUUUGAAACCGUACACGCGCAACAAAGUUCCCAAAGCACGAAUCAACAAGGAUCGAACUCUCAACGACCAAAUUCACUUUUCGAUAUUAUUUCUGGAGACCCGGAUCUUUUCUCUUCUGCGCAAUCACCUGCUAAUCCUGCACAACCUAUCAAUUCGAAUUUGGAUCAAUUUAACUCUGGAAUACCACCUGAGAGUGAUUUUGAAAUAGCAUACAUAGUUCAGAUAUAUCAUGUUUACUUGAAUUCGAUCUUUAGACAAUUAAAGUACGGUCUAAAUUUAACCACGAAGAAACCUUUAUCACAAAAGCAACCCGAAAGAUCGUUAAAACGAUCAAUAUUUAGUGAAGACGACGACGUUGACAAUCUUAACGAACAGCCUUCCAAAAAGAUACUUUCUUCCUCAACGAAGAAUGUUAAUAAAACCUUAAUAAAAAAAGAUAAUUCCCUAAGUAAAUUGGUGCAAGAACAGCAUAAAGCAGCUUUAGAGGAAGAUCCCACAGUAUUUUCUUAUGAUGAAGUGUAUGAUGAUAUGAAAGAUGCCGAAAGGAAGGCAAUACGAGAUUUUAAAGGUAUUGAAAGUAGCGCUUCUAAAAAGCCGAAAUAUGUAAAUGAUUUAUUAAAAGCUGCAGAAAUACGUAAAAGAGAUUAUAUUCAAGCUCAAGAACGUAAAAUACAAAAAGAACGAGAAGCGGAAGGAGAGGAAUUUAAUGAUAAGGAAUCAUUUGUCACUUCAGCAUAUAAAAUACAACAAGAGGAAUUAAGAAAAGCUGAAGAAGAGGAGAAAAAACGAGGCAAGUAA
This is a messenger RNA of Funneliformis mosseae, 1020 nucleotides long. The record is from the annotation of a GenBank genome assembly. NCBI's taxonomy places the organism in Eukaryota, Fungi, Glomeromycota, Glomeromycetes, Glomerales, Glomeraceae.